AAAAGGUCACUGGAGAAAGAAGCAUCUUAUGAUGGAUUCAAGUUUCAGCAACAUUCUAUGUUCUCUACAAAAGAGUGGAAGCUUUGUCAACACUUUGAUUGCAAUCCUAACGAUAUGUGGACAACAACUUUUCUCUUCUUUCACAUUUAGCUGCCCCUGCCAGCCUGGAAACAAUCUCUAUUAUGGCUCAGCUUUUCUCAUUAUUCCAGCUCUGGUUCUCCUGGUUAUUGGCUAUGCUCUGAGAAGUCAAACGUGGAUGAUGACCAAGGAAAGUUGUUGUAGCUCUUCUCCUCAUCUGCGCUCUGUGAACUCCUUGCAGCGUAAGCUUGCGUGCCUCAUGUUCUUUAGCAUCACGGGGAGGGCUCUCGUAGCUCCACUGACAUGGCUGGCAGUGACUCUGCUCACAGGUACCUACUACGAGUGUGCAGCUAGUGAAUAUGCCUCAGUGGAACAAUAUAGCAUGUUUAACAAUUACAGUGAGCCUGAACGCCAAGAGAUUCUGGCUGAAUUUCCAUGCUUUGAACAGAUUUCUCCUGAUAUGCUUAUGGUGAGAGAUGAAGUGGCUCUUCAGCUCAGGUAUCAGUCACAGAUGUGGGGCUGGACUUUGAUUGCAGUGGCGACUCUAGUGGCCUUCCUUUCCUGCUGCCUGGCAAGAUGCUGUUCCCCACUGACCUCUCUGCAGCAUCAGUAUUGGUGCACUCACAUGAGAAAUGAGAGGCAAUUGUUUGAAGAGGCUGCAGAACAGCACUCCAGAGUUCUGAUCACGCAACGCAUCAAAGAAUUGUUUGGUUUUGUGCCUGGGAGUGAAGACGUCAGGCACAUUCGGAUUCCUUCUUGUCAGGACUGGAAGGACAUUGCAAGACCGAGCCUGGUCUGCAUCACCGACAAUCAGCAAGGUCACUACAAUUUCCUAGGGGAGAGGGUAGAUGUGAAUUUUGAGGAAGGAAAAUCAGAAGCUAUUGAGCUGACAUCCUGAUGAUAGCAUCUUCCAUGAUGCUGGGCUAAUUAAUAAAGAAUUGAUUACCCUCGUGAUGAUGGUAUAAUUUAGCCUCUUCAUUGCUUUUCCUCUUGUCUGAAAUUAUUCAUACGUCUUUCCUAAAUAGUGCUGUCAAGAUUGAUUUAAGUGACUGCUAUACUAAUAAAUCACUUCUCUCUUCAAAUUUCCUCCCUGAACAUGUUAUACCUUCAGCAUCCUACUUAAACCUUUUUCUUUCAUUCAAACUCCCUUCACCACUGCUCCCUUCCUUCUCUAAUUUCUUACGCAGGUUUUUGUCAUUAAACUUU
Molecule: messenger RNA, 1284 nt
Organism: Monodelphis domestica (gray short-tailed opossum)
Lineage: Eukaryota; Metazoa; Chordata; Mammalia; Didelphimorphia; Didelphidae
Gene: CALHM4
Product: calcium homeostasis modulator family member 4
Cellular component (GO): plasma membrane
Molecular function (GO): monoatomic cation channel activity
Source: RefSeq, a predicted model, not a curated record